CAGAGCUUGAAGCUGCAUAUUGCAGCAGAGUACAGAGCGACACACUCUGUCACACACACACACUUCGGCUUCCACGCUCAAAGAACUUGCCUCACUUUUUUUUUUAUAUGACAUUUUUCUCGGCACUGCUUUGGGACUUUAAACCAUAUCCUUUAAGGAACUUGGCAUUCUUUCCAUUUGCCUUAUCUUCGUUUUCUGCUGUGCAGACCUAAAACCUAUUCUUAGGUGAACAGGUCAGAGGGCCCCUGUUUGCCUCCUGAGUGCAGCUCUAGAGUCAUUCUCACCCUCAUUUAACCUGCUUCACAUCAGUCUGCAACUAUGACGACCAAAUCCAAUAGCAGUGUGUUGGCUGGCAAGGCUUCCUCCUCUCCUCUCUUGUCCUCUCCACCUCGUCAACGCCUUGUCACAAAAGACGGACGCUGUACACUCCGUCCCCCGCCCUGCCCUUCAGGCUCAUGGCCCAGGGUCUGGAGCAGAGCCUGGCUGCUGGCCCUGCAGGACUUGUGGGGACUGUUGGUGAGUCUUCGCUGGAGAUGGGUUCUCCUGGCCUUCUGUGCCUCCUUCGUGGCCCACUGGCUGUUGUUCGCCUGCCUCUGGUACUUGCUGGCCCAUCUCAACGGAGACCUUGCUGUGCAAGAUCACGAUCACCCCCCACAAGGUCAUAUUCUUUGUGUGAAACACAUUACAAGCUUCACUGCUGCCUUUUCCUUUUCUCUGGAGACACAGCUGACCAUUGGCUAUGGUACCAUGUUCCCCAGUGGAGACUGUCCCAGUGCCAUAGCACUACUGGCUGUGCAAAUGUUGCUGGGACUUAUGCUGGAAGCUUUCAUCACAGGUGCUUUUGUAGCCAAGAUUGCCCGUCCCCAGAAGCGGGCCGGAGCUAUCCAGUUCAGCCCCCAGGCAGUGGUGGGCCAGCACCAGGGCCAGACCUGUCUAAUGGUAAGAGCGACCAAUCUGCUGCCACAACCUCUGGUGGACGUAAAGGUGAGUGCUGUGCUCUAUGAGGAGCACGAAGGUCAGGCUCUGCAUCAGACCUCUUUGGACUUUCACUUGGACCAUUUGGGCCAGCAGCCAUGCCCCUUCUUUAUCUUUCCACUCACUUUUUAUCACCCCUUGGACCACCAAAGUCCCCUCUACCCCACCCUGUGUGAAGGCUCAUCUAGCCACUUUGAACUAGUGGUCUUCUUAACAGCCUUGCAGGAGGGAACUGGCGACUCCUGCCAGAAGAGGACCUCCUAUCUGCGCCAAGAAAUUCAGUUUGACCGCCUUUUUGUGCCCGCCCUAGGGAUGGAUGCUCGGGGAAGGUACAUGGUGAGCACUCAGCACUUUGACACAGCCCACUCAAAGGAACCUUUGAACAAGGACUGUGUGGUGCAGAUCAACGGUGAUGGCAGCGACAGAAUGGAAUGAGGAUGGCGAAGGCAAAGGCAACGCCUCAUACGGACAGCAGGAAGUUUCUGAUGCACAUUGAUAUUUUGUCAGGAUAUAUUUGAUUGAAUUUGGUAAAACUGAAUUUAUGUUUUAACAUUUAAAAUCAAAAUCUGUGUCAAACAUAGGAAAUGUUGAGCUACAACAACUCCUCCCUACUCGCAUUUCUCAGUCUGAACUCAUCUCGUACUCAUAUCCUCUUCUCGCCUCCUCUCUCUUCUUUCUAACCUAAGAUGCAAGUGAGCGAGGCAUGGUACAGAUACAAUAAGUGAUAAGGUGAGCAAACAGGUGUUAAGUGGACAGCCCAUAUUAAUUAUACUUUGAGCCCAGCCUCACCAGAAAUUAAAAAUAUAAAAAAAUUUUCGCUCAUGCAAUGCAUAUGUUCAAAAUCUAGAGUUCUAAUUGUAAGAUGAUGUUAUUUUUAGAGAUUUUUUGGGCCAGUCUGUGCCACGAGUUCAUGGUUUGUGACAAUGUGUAGUUUUCUAACCCUAACCAGAUAGUCUUUUACAUCUAAACCAAACCAUAUAAAAUUCAUAUAUACAGUGAAAAAGAAAAGUACAUAAUGGUGGAAGUAAAAACAAGAUCUUGUGAAAGACACGAUUUAAAUGAAUAAUCUGUCACUUGAAAGUCAGAGACUUAAUGCCGUUGACCACCAUUCUUGCAUUUUCUCUGUAAAAGGACAUUCAUUUUGCUAACUGAUGACUUUCUCUACUUAUGUUCACCCCUUUAAAGUCUGAUCUAAGGAAAAAAUAGGGAGAAAAGUCUUAAUUUUUAAAAUCUGAAGUCUUUAGUAUGCCCUUUAACAACAUUUUAAAAAGUAAUUAUAUUAUUAUUUUUAUUUUGUCAAAGUUUUUGUAGGGCAUUAUUGUGUUAUUAUUGUAUCCACCAGGGGGCAGAAGACAAGUAUCAGAUUGUGUUCGACAGGGUUUCGAGCAAAGUUUUUACCAUAAAAUGAUGCAAAAGGUCUCAGAAACUAUAUGUAUCAAGUAUGAUACAUACAGCUUUAUAAGGUUUAAGAGCAACAGAAGUGAAAGAUUUAAUAUGACUUGAACAUGUUGAGUACUAUAUACAUUCACUGUAAAUUCACAUUCAGUUUUAGGCUGCUACGAAUACUCAUCAGAAGCUUUUUAAAAAAGAAGAUCUUCAUAUCUUUCAUAAAUCAGUUAUCUAACAUUACAAGGCAUAUGACUCAGUGACUGAUAACAUUAUACUUAUUAAUGAUUGAUUUGUAGAUUAACAACAUUGUUUUGACAAAUCAUUGCCUAAUAAGUUGAGCAAAGCUAAAUUUCUAUAUAUUAUACUCAACUUGUCCAAAAAUGAAUGUCUCUAGUUUUAGCAACGAAUGCAAAGAAGUUAGAAAGAAUAUUAAAUUUGUGUUUGCAUUUGAGAAAUGUUCUCUUCAUUAAAUGUUGUUUAUAUGAUUUUUUUCUGUGUUGCUAUAAAGAAAUCAUUUAGUAACUUCAGACAAGUGAAAAAAUGUUCCACAAAAUAUGAUUGUGAAGAAAGAGAUCUCCACAAAUCUCACAUGCUUUAGUGCCUUUGUACAGUGUAAAUGACAGGAAAUAAAUAUUUUCUAAACAAAGUGA
Messenger RNA from Melanotaenia boesemani (Boeseman's rainbowfish), 3014 nucleotides. RefSeq names its product potassium inwardly rectifying channel subfamily J member 13 (gene kcnj13). The transcript is spliced from 3 exons. Lineage: Eukaryota; Metazoa; Chordata; Actinopteri; Atheriniformes; Melanotaeniidae. Bases 319 to 1410 code for a protein of 363 amino acids. The record is from RefSeq and is a predicted model, not a curated record. Gene Ontology annotation, biological process: potassium ion import across plasma membrane; regulation of monoatomic ion transmembrane transport. Gene Ontology annotation, cellular component: plasma membrane. Gene Ontology annotation, molecular function: inward rectifier potassium channel activity.